Messenger RNA from Triticum aestivum (bread wheat), 1565 nucleotides. RefSeq names its product protein transport protein SEC13 homolog B. The transcript is spliced from 2 exons. Gene Ontology annotation, cellular component: nuclear pore outer ring; COPII vesicle coat. Bases 342 to 956 code for a protein of 204 amino acids. Gene Ontology annotation, molecular function: structural molecule activity; protein binding. NCBI's taxonomy places the organism in Eukaryota, Viridiplantae, Streptophyta, Magnoliopsida, Poales, Poaceae. The record is from RefSeq and is a predicted model, not a curated record. Gene Ontology annotation, biological process: COPII-coated vesicle budding; protein import into nucleus.
UCUCGAGAGAAAACCUAAACCAGAUCCAGAUCCGGGUCUGACACCGGACCCCCUCCCCCAUCGAGGACGCGCCACCCCCUGCCGUCGAUUCUUUCCCGGCGCCGAGCAAGCCCCUCCCCGACCCGUCGCCGUCGGCCUCCCAGCUCGCCCCUCCCGCCCCUGCCCCGUUCGCGCCUCCCCGACCCCUGCCGCCGACCUCCGCCGGCUGCGGCUGACGCCGUCGACAACUCCUCCCCAACUCUGCAGCCUUCAGCCUCCCGCAAGAAGAUCGAGAUAGGAGCCUGAGGCGGUCAGGACAGAACAGUUGGGUACUACUUUAAAGCUGACACAUACCUGGAACAAUGCCGCCUCAUAAGAUAGAGACUGGCCACCAAGAUGUGGUGCAUGACAUCGCAAUGGAUUACUAUGGGAAGCGUAUUGCCACUGCCUCCUCUGAUAACACAAUCAAGAUCAUUGGCGUAAGUGGCACCUCGCACCAGCAACUUGCCACUUUGAGCGGACAUGAGGGCCCAGUCUGGCAAAUUGCAUGGGCUCAUCCCAAGUAUGGCUCCAUGCUUGCAUCCUGCAGCUACGAUGGUCGGGUCAUCAUAUGGAAAGAAGGGAGUAAGCCCGAUGAGUGGGCACAGGCACACACUUUCAAUGAGCACAAGUCUUCUGUCAAUUCCAUUGCUUGGGCGCCUCAUGAGCUCGGCCUAUGCUUGGCCUGUGGUUCAUCUGAUGGGAAUAUCUCAGUCUUCAUGGCUCGUUCUGACGGAGGGUGGGAGACGACGCGCAUCGAUCAGGCACAUCCAGUGGGAGUUACCUCUGUUUCCUGGGCCCCAUCAAUGGCGCCGGGUGCUCUAAUCAGCCCAGGGCCUUCUGGGCAGUUCGAGUACGUCCAGAAACUUGCUUCUGGUGGCUGCGACAACACGGUCAAGGUGUGGAAGCUCACCAACGGGAGUUGGAGGAUGGGCUGAUAACUAACCGCUGUACUAAACAGCCUUCUGGAUUGCCUUCUCUGUUGUUGCCUCAUGUAUUUGGGUAUAUCAUCGAGCGGUAUUGUAGUAAACAGCUCACCGGGCUUGCUACUAUAUACCACCAUGGGAAAUCGGCCCAUCACGCCGUGAGCUGCAGAAGCAGACCCAUCCUCGACGGUUGCCUUCUUCGAAGCUGUCUCACCAUCCAAGCCUUGAGUAGGUUUCUUCCAAGCCAUCUCGAGAUCCAAGCAUUCAGAAGGACGUGCCCAUUUGUGGGGGGUGAUCCUGGCAUUAGACCGGGCAGAUAACACCGAUCUCCACCAUGGGAAGAAGCUUCUCCUGGCGAGUUUGAGCUCCCAUCGUCUCGGUUUUCUCUUCCUCCUUGCAGCCUGGCUCUUGAGCGUCAAUAAAGGGCAUUGAGAUAUUAGAUGUUCCAGUGAAGCCUACCGGCAAGCGGCAACACUGCCUUGAGAUAUUAGAUGAUAUUUUUUUCCAAAGGGCAUUGAGAUAUUAAAUUGGCUGCUUUGUUUCACAAAUCCAAUUGUAUUUUAGCAUUAAGUAAAUUUCCUGGGUUACCACAAAUAUGAUGAACUAUACAGAAUUUGAUCA